GCGAGGAGGAGCAACACGGAGAGACCCGAGGAGACAAACCCAAACCAUGAUCCACUUCCAGGACAACCAACCUCCCAACACGUUAUGUGAAGUCUGAGGGCAAAUACCUGUUAACUGCGACAGAACGGUGCAACAAGACGACCCGUACAGCCAGAUACCCUGGGCUGGUGUUGAAGAUGCUUUUGUCCGGACGUCAUACGUGGAGGUAACCCUGAGUGUUGUUGGCCCCUGUCCAUACCAGGUGGCGAUGGCCAGCUUGACCCCCCAGUGGGGGACAUGUGUCUGGCUUCAGACUCUGCUGGCCUUUGCAUUGGCCAAAUGUCCCUCAUUGGCCCCAAACCCAGUCAACUUCUCUGUGGUUUACACCAUGCCGUUUUUCCAAGCCUGUGGCCCUAUUCAGAACAUUGUCAACAACUCACUGUACCAGGAGGUGUACGUAGCCUCUCAAAAUGUGAUCGAAGCUGUCAACAGAAGCUUGGAGAAGACAUGGGGGCUUCGCACUGGGCCGGUAGGAAGUCCAGAGUGUCAGGUUUGUGAUCUGUGUCAGAUUGACAAAGAUCCCAACUUCUUGGAGAACACAAACAAUCAGGUGUUGUUGUUGGACACCCUCUUUAUGUAUUUGUAUUCCUGUGGAAGUUCCCAAUACGGCGUGUGCUAUUUCCACCAACUCAACGGCAACGGAGAGCCACCGUCUGUUUCUAAGUGUUUGUUUCGAGCUGAUUCAAACUCUGCUGCCUACUGUCCUGACUGUGUCGCCAGCCCUCUUGGAACCAAAGUCACCAUGGUGGAGGAGGGUCAGACGGUCUAUUUCUUUGUUGCCGCCACUGUUAAUGAAAGUGUGACUCAGCGCUAUGGCAGGAAGUCUAUAUCAGUGCGUCGACCAUUGGGAACACAAGAUGGCUUCUACAGUGAUGUUCGUGGCCUGACAGUACUUCCUGGGCUUAGGAGGACUUACCACAUUGAAUAUGUGUACAGCUUUUUCACUCAGGAGUUUGUAUACUUCCUCUCAGUUCAAAGAGAGAGCCCGGACCAGGAAUCAUCUUCCUUUCAAACUCGCCUCGGUCGUCUUCCGCGGAAUGAAUGGGAGAUGAAACGAUAUCGCGAGGUCAUCCUAGAAUGUCGUUUUGAACCUAAACGACGGAGGAGGAACGUGGUCAGUGAACCCUACAAGGAUGUGGUGUACAAUGUAGUUCAGGCAGCACAUUUUGGCAAAGCAGGCAGGGAGCUGGCGGAAGAGUUGGGGGCAGAGGAGGAGGAUGACAUCCUCUAUGGGGUCUUCGCUGUCACGGAUGACAAUGGACUUACGGAGCAUGAUUCAGCCCUCUGUGCCUUCCCCAUGGACAAUGUGAACGAAGCAAUCGCUGACGGGGUGGAUGACUGCUGUGAAUCUGGACCAGAGCAACUCUCCAGGGGACUUUGCCAUUUCCAGCCCUGUGAAAGCUGUCCUCAUGAGAGCAUGGAGAACAACGCCACAUGCAGAGACCAUCCAACCAUGGUUUCACAGCCCUACUACAGAGUGGACCUAUUCAACCGACAAAUGACAAACGUCCUUCUCACCUCUCUGUUGGUGACCACAAUUGACAACAAGACUGUUGCCCAUAUCGGUACCUCGACGGGUCGACUGCUGCAGCUUGUGCUGACAAGAUCGAGUCCGAUUAUCUUUGCUAAUUAUUCUUUGGUAGAGAACCAAAGGAUCUCAUCCAUUGCUGCAGUGUACUCAUCAGAGUAUCUCCUCUUUGUGGUUGGAGACAAGAUGUUGCGGGUCCCCCAGAGAGGACCAGGAUGUCAACAUUUCCUGACUUGUGCAAUGUGCCUGACAGCCCCUAAGUUCAUGGGCUGUGGCUGGUGCUCAGGGGUGUGUUCAUGGGAGAGCGAGUGCUCAUGUCACUGGAGGAAUGAGUCCUGCCCACCACGGAUCACUGGGUUCUUUCCACGGACUGCUCCCCAUGAUGGUCAAACAGAGUUAACAGUGUGUGGAUGGGAGUUCCAGUCACCCCUAAGACCUGCUAUUAGCUCUAGAACCCACCUUGUUAGACUGGGACAGACAUCGUGUACUGUGCUUCCUGUCAAGAGUAACAACACACACAUGGUGUGUAAGAUUCGCUCUGGGGCCACUGACCUGUCAAAACCAGUCAACAUUACAGUAGAAGUGCAUGAGAAUGAGGGAGGCAUGAAGGUGGAGGGACGCUAUGCUAUUGACGGGAAGGCAGAAAUGCCUGGCUUUAGAUUUCUGAUCCCCAACAUCACAGAGAUCCAGCCAAACUAUGGGCCUCGCACCGGGGGCACAUUGAUCACAGUGACAGGAGCACACUUGGAUGCCGGAAGGACCAGGAGAGUCACACUCAAUGAUGUGCCUUGUCCUAUAAAAAGAGUCACAAAGCCUAAAGGCAAUAUGUCCUCCAUCAUCUGUCUGUCCCAGCCUAUCUCAGAGGUGAGGGACGUACCUCUCAGUGUAUUCAUCGACAAGGCUCCUGUUGUCACAACAAAGGUCUUUUACUACAAAGAAAACCCCAAGAUUACAGCCGUCCUACCCGACUGUAGCUUUGACAGAGGGUCAAAUAUUAUGAUUGAAGGAGAGAACCUGGAUUCUGUUUAUCGUACCAUCAUCCACUUUAAACCCAAUGAGAGCCACCUGAAGACUGUGACAAGGGAGUGCAUCGGCAAGGCCUUGUCCUCAAGAAUGGAAUGUGUCACUCCUGUAUUUCCAAGGGAUGAGACAGAGGAAGGGGAGCUUUCCUUUGACAUGGACGGAGCAGUUGGACUUUGGAAAAAAGAGUUUUCCUACCACCCUUAUGGCGAGCCAAUACCCUUUGAAACAGAGGGACAUGAGCUGCAUUUGUACCCUGGGUUUGAUGAAGUUUCACUACAUCAUCAGAAAUUAAACCUGGUUAGCUCCUGCAUGACCAUCAUUAUGACGGUGGCGGGUGUUGAUUGUGAUGCUAAAGUCCUGGAUAAUGAGAUCACCUGUAGGAUACCCAAAAACAUAACCAUCCCCAGUGAGGGACUGCCUGUGAAGAUCUCCAUUAACGGACAGGUCCAUAAUGUGGGCACAGUAAUAAGGGUCAGCAACCACACCAUGGUGGGGAUAGUGCUGGGGAUCCUAGCGGCUCUGGUGGCUGGUGCAGUGCUGGCCUUCGUUGUCAUGAAGCACUUGAGGAAGAAAAAGAAAGCAUCCAUGGUGGAGAGCCGUUUGGGCCACAGUGCUUGCCGCUCUGGGACAAAUAAUGUCGAGAUGUCACCGGUUGGGGACUACAGGAGAGUAUCCCUGAAUCCCCCGACUCCCAUUGUUGGGCCUGUGGCCUUCCCCAGCCUGGCCUAUACUGCAGGCAGUAUAGACGUUACUCUCACUCCUCUAAUGGCUGCAGAGAAAAUUUCCAUUUCCAGUUUUAGGCCAGAGUUAUUGGAGGAGGUUAAGGAUGUUCUUAUUCCUGCUGAAAUGCUCCUUGUGCAACACCAUCGGAUCAUUGGGAAGGGUCAUUUUGGAACAGUCUAUCAUGGCUACUUCACAGACCACAGCAGCAGAGAAAUACACUGUGCAGUCAAGUCUUUGAAUAGAAUAACAGAUGUUGAGGAGGUGGAGCAGUUUCUGAAGGAAGGUAUCAUAAUGAAGGGUUUCCAUCACAUCAAUGUGCUGUCUCUGCUGGGCAUCCUCCUGCCACAAGAAGGUCUUCCUCUGGUGGUUCUGCCAUAUAUGAAACAUGGAGAUCUGCGCCACUUCAUUCGCUGCGAGAAGAGGAACCCAACCGUGAAGGAUCUUAUCGGUUUCGGACUGCAGGUUGCCAAGGGGAUGGAGUAUUUAGCUCAGAAGAAGUUUGUUCACAGAGAUCUCGCAGCACGCAACUGCAUGCUGGAUGAGUCUUAUGUAGUCAAGGUGGCAGACUUUGGCAUGGCCAGAGAUGUUUUUGAUAAGGAGUACUACAGUAUUCAAGAUCACAGAAAGGCUAAACUGCCAGUCAAAUGGAUGGCUAUUGAGAGUCUACGGACACAGAAAUUCACUUCUAAGUCUGAUGUGUGGUCCUUUGGUGUGCUGAUGUGGGAGAUGCUGACCAGAGGAGCAAGCCCUUACCCAGAAGUGGACCCUUAUGACAUAACACACUACUUAUUGAAGGGCAGGCGGCUUCCUCAGCCUCAGUUUUGCCCUGACCCUUUGUAUAGCAUUAUGCUUGAGUGCUGGGACCCUGAUCCAGAAUUGAGGCCUAACUUCGCUACGCUGGUGUCAGCUGUCACCACCAUCAUCUCAAGCCUCGAGGGAGAACACUACAUCAGUCUGAAUGUCACAUAUGUAAACCUGGACCAGCCGAGACCCUACCCAGCACUCACUGAGUCUGCUGAUGAAUGUAACUCCACAGACGCUGAUAGUGACUCGGGCUGAGUGUCUUCCUGAGCCAUCCAUCCAUUUUCUGUACCGCUUAUCUUCACUAGGGUCGCGGACGUACUGGAGCCUAUCCUAGCUAUCUUCGGGCGGCAGGCAGGGCACACCCUGAACUGGUCGACCAGCCAAUCCACUCCCAUCAAAUUGAGCUGGCAUCAGUUCUAAACACAAGAGUACAAAAACACAAGUCAAGUGUGUUUUACCCCUAAGCAACUACAACACCAGCGGUCCAUCCAUUGUGCAUGUGUGUGUGUUUUUGGGGUACAGUAAAAGGUUUUCCAGGCACACUCCAACAUACAGUGAAAGACUGUUACCAACGAGUAAGAGCAGCUUUGUUACUUCCAAAUUGUCUCUUUCAUGACACUUUUGCAUUCUUUAACAUGUCAGAAAGUCAAAUAGACAUUAUGUUCAGAAGACAAACUACAUUUGAUGCUGCUUUUUCAAAACAGAUUGGAGCUAAACUUGUCUAAAACUGCACUGAGGCUUUUCAAACACCAAACUACAUUACAAGUAGAGUAGCUUUUGUGAUACAAAAGCCAUAUUACACAUUGUAUACCACCUAUUACAUUUUAUUGUGGGUGCAGACAUUAUAGAAGGACUUAUUAGCCACAACUUUAGGUACAAUUGCACAGUCUAUCUGAAGAUCCAAUACAAUGGGCAGUUAAAAAAUACAGCCUUUUUACAAUUAGGGAUGUUCGGACCACUUUUUUUCAGAGCAAUACCAGUUCGUGUGUUCAGUCGUGAGUACUCACCGAUACUGAGGACUGAUACCACUUGUACUUUUGAAACAAAAUCUCAAUUGACACAAAGAAAAGACAAUUGAACAAAGACAUUUCUUUCUUUCAGACGCACAUGAUGAUUGACUGGCAUGUCAAACUGCUGUAGUGUAGCGCCAACUACUGGUGAGGAGGACUCACUCGAUGUCAGAUUUUUUUUUACCUUACGUUUCGUUGGCUGGUAUCGGCAGCCUUCACAAGUACCUGAUAGAUUGAAAUAAGGCCGGUAUCAGCCGGAUUCCGAUACCUGGUAUCAGUCCUCGCCCAUCCCUAUAUACAAUAAUUGUAAUGAUCAGUUUAAAUGUCACAGACAUUCAUUUAGUAAAUACAUAAAUCAUCGUACGAAUAAAUAAUUAAAAUAGAGGUGUUCCUAAUAUAUUGGGUAUUCUAUUUGGCUCCAUUAGUUGGGCAAUAUAUUAAAAUGCCUUUGUAGUAUUCAUACCAAUACAAACUGCAGCCACAAUAAUAAACACAACCCAAACAAAGUACACAAACAUAAAAACAAACAUUAGAACAGAGCAUUGCCAUCUCAAUGUGGGCUGAAUUAUUUAGAACUCUUGUAUUGAAUCGCUCAGACUGUACAGGUCUAUUUAAUGUUGUAGCCAGUGCAGUUUGAAUCUAUACGUCUAACAGUUUUGAGGAGCGAAUCAACAUUACCUCUCAAAUAGCAGAAUAAUAUAUGGGCUUGUUUUGCCGACGUACAGCAUUGUGGAAUGUCAAAGUUGCAAGCGUCCGCAAUUAAACCUUACUAGUGAACUAUUGUAAAUAGAAAAUGGACUGCACUUAUAUUGCGCUUUAACUCCACCGUGCGGUCCCCAAAGCGCUUCACAAAGCCUCACAUUCACCCAGUCAUACACCAAUAACCAAGGACACUUCGACAACAGAGAGCCGGGGCCGGGAUUCAAACCGGUGACCCUUCAGACGAUCCACGCUAUCAACUGAGCCACACAGUCUGUGUGCUGCACUUGUAACACGACCAAGCCCUACUAGUAGGCACAUGAUACACAAGCAGCCUGCUUAACCCUACUAGUAGCACCAAUAUGCCCACUAGUAGUUUUGCCUCACUAGUAACAGUAUGCCAAAGUUGUCCCAUUAGUGCACAGCAGUGGAAAGAAAGUCCUUCUAACUGCGACCUAAUCAUUCUAUUAGUGCACUGAAUUGUCUUGCUAGUGGGGACAAGGCAUACUACUAGACAACAUGGAAAUGAAGGUGGAUAUCAAGGAUAUCGAAUAUAUGCUAAAACGGUAUUCCAUAUGUCUGGGUAUGACAUUUGCUUUUAAUUGUAAAACAGUCCAGUGAUUGUUCUGUUAACUGGGAUGAAGUGAAGCAAUGCGAUGCACCUCAAUGUCCCUAAAACUAGAUCUGAUGUAACUCGUAUUGACCACAUGUCUUUGAGAUAGUGUAAUAAAUUAAAAUAUUUAUUUGUUUAUAAUUGCGUUAUUUUUCUUUGGAUGCUCCUUUUACGUGUGGUAUUAGAUUGACCACUAGAGGUCAGCAUUGUGUUACCUAGGAAUCUAAAGGAUGAAAAGUGUUCUCUUGGCUUCAUUUUGACACCACUGUAUUUGCAGUAGAAUAGCAACACGUGACCCAGGUCUAUUACCCAUGGUCUGUUUAAAUCAGUAAACAAGCAAUGUAGAUGCUGCAUGGAUUAUUAAAAACAGACUUGAAGAAAAAAACAAACAAACCACCAAUUAGGCACAUUUACAUUUUUUCUACAUCACUCAUUUAAUUUGCCAUGAAGAUUUAGUCGAAGGAAGCUACUACAUUUUCAAUUAAAAGAGCAAAUGAAAGAGUCAAGAGUUGACAACUACUCUGUCAUUCUCUCAAAUAAACCAAACAAACAUCUCCCCAUGCACAGGCACAGCCUCUGUGCCAUCCACACCUCACGCACAUCCCACACAAAGAAAACCAGAGGGACGUAAACAUCAUGUUUUUUUUUUUUCAUUCUGCCAAGGCGCUGUGGGGCCUUUGAUAUUGAGAAAAAGUGAACCCGAGGUAGAUGUCACGGAUACUUCACUAUCUCUCUUAGUGCAAUUGGGGGCUAUCUCUCUUAGUGCUGCUCAUGAGCGUGUGUGAGCAUCUCAAGUGUGUCUUCUGAGCUGGGUUCACCAUAAGGUCCUAUUGUGUAGGCCCUUUGAUGUCAAUCUUGUCCACAUAAAUGUUUCCUCUGUUACCUCUUCUGUGCUUUGUUUUUUUAAAGUCAGCCUUAUCAGAGGAACCUUGCUGCUGUCAUUAGCCGGUGUCAGCAGACUUUCUUAAAUUUACAAAGAACAAUCCAGAGUCACUGUCCCCGAUGUCCACGCGAUGUUGCAGAGGCGUGUCAACCAGGACAGCCCCACAACAUCCAGAGCCUUUAGGAACUCCGGCCAAAUCUCAUCCACCCUAGUCUUGCCACCGAGAAGCUUUUUAACCACCUCGGUGACCUCAACACCAGACUUAGGAGAGCCCGCCUCAGAGACCCUAGACUCUGCUUCCUCAUGGGAAGGCGUGUCGGUGGAAUUGAGGAGGUCUUUGAAGUAUUCUCCCACCGACACACAACGUCCCGAGUCGAGGUCAGCAGCGCCCCAUCCCCACUGUACACAGUGUUGAUGGUGCACUGCUUCCCCCUCCUGAGAUCCAGGACGGUGGACCGGAAUUUCCUCAAAGCCGUCCAGAAGUCUUUCGACCUGGCCUCACCAAACCUCUCCCAUAACCGGGUUUUUGCUUCAGCGACCACCACCCAAAAGCGUUACCGUUAUAUUUUGACUUGUUUUCCUCUUUCCUCUUAUUUUCUUCUUCAUGAAGGAAAAAUAUUGUAAAUAAACUGACUUGAGAUGCGCCCCCACGUCAUGUGACGUGACUUUUGAUUUGGAAAAUGUAUUUUGUUUCCUUUUCUUCUCUGUCUCUCUCACUUCUGUAUAUCGGAGGUGAUUGUUUGCUUGGACUUCAG
Messenger RNA from Phycodurus eques (leafy seadragon), 8077 nucleotides. It is a transcript of the gene mst1rb, whose product is annotated as macrophage stimulating 1 receptor b. Gene Ontology annotation, cellular component: signaling receptor complex; membrane. Gene Ontology annotation, biological process: phagocytosis; nervous system development; multicellular organism development. The coding region runs from base 248 to 4372 and encodes 1374 amino acids. Lineage: Eukaryota; Metazoa; Chordata; Actinopteri; Syngnathiformes; Syngnathidae. Gene Ontology annotation, molecular function: protein binding; transmembrane receptor protein tyrosine kinase activity; ATP binding. The record is from RefSeq and is a predicted model, not a curated record. The transcript is spliced from 21 exons.